This is a messenger RNA of Gigantopelta aegis, 588 nucleotides long. Its product is annotated as heparanase-like. The record is from RefSeq and is a predicted model, not a curated record. Gene Ontology annotation, cellular component: membrane; extracellular matrix. NCBI's taxonomy places the organism in Eukaryota, Metazoa, Mollusca, Gastropoda, Neomphalida, Peltospiridae. Gene Ontology annotation, molecular function: hydrolase activity, acting on glycosyl bonds.
AUGGCUAAAGCUCUCAAUCCAGCUAUGUUAAGAGUUGGUGGAACAAGUGAAGACUUCCUCAUCUUUGAUCCUAAUGAAGGAGACAAUAGGAUCUAUAAAAGAGAUAUUGAUGACAAUAUAGGGGACUCUAAUUUCAAGAUGUCACCUUCACAAGGGAUGCUUUACUAUGGAAACAGUGCAACUGUCAAACUAUCUGAUUUCUAUAGUGUCAAUGUGUUAGAUAAAUUGUUUGAUUGGAUUAAUGAGUUACAAUCUAUUAUAAAGCAAACAUCAUUUACUAAUGAUAUGUGGCUUGGAGAGACAUCUAGUACUUAUGGAGGAGGAAGAGCAUUGUAUUCAGAAAGCUUCAUUUCAGGAUUCAUGUGGCUUGAUAAAUUAGGAAUAACAGCUUACUCACAAAAGAAAGUAUUCCGUCAGGCAUUUGUAGGAGGACAUUAUUCCUUACUUGACACUACAAAACCUUUACCAGACUUUUGGUUGUCAGUAUUGUAUAAACAAUUGGUAGGGACUCAAGUACUGGAAGUAAAAGGAGCUCUUGAUAAAGGACGUCAUGUUAGGGUCUAUGCUCACUGUGCUAAACCAUUGUAA